This is a messenger RNA of Aspergillus wentii DTO 134E9, 1671 nucleotides long. RefSeq names its product putative amino acid permease. The transcript has 10 exons. Gene Ontology annotation, molecular function: transmembrane transporter activity. The record is from RefSeq and is a predicted model, not a curated record. Gene Ontology annotation, cellular component: membrane. Gene Ontology annotation, biological process: transmembrane transport. The coding region runs from base 1 to 1671 and encodes 556 amino acids. Lineage: Eukaryota; Fungi; Ascomycota; Eurotiomycetes; Eurotiales; Aspergillaceae.
AUGGCUCCAGUAUCUGAGCAGCAUCCCGAACUCCUUGUCGACCAUAAUCCGCUGCAGGUCGAUGGGGAAGGGGAGGACAUUAGAAGCGAAACAGAGAGCAAGGAUGAUGCGGCUUUACUGAAAACUAUGGGCUAUAAGCCAGUCCUGCAUCGAACCUAUUCGUUAAUCGAGAACUUCUCGACCACUUUUGCCGCUCUGUACUUUGUCGGUGGAGUGCGUGUCACUUUCAGUACCGGUAUUGCAGCGGGAGGUAACUUGGCCUACUGGACGAGUUACUUGGUCACCGUCGUGUUCACCUUCAUCACUGCUGCUGUCGUUGCCGAAGUAUGCUCUGCCUCGCCGUCGGCGGGUUCCAUCUAUCUGUGGGCUGCUGAAGCUGGUGGUCCUCGAUUUGGAAGACUGCUUGGGUUCAUUGUCGCGUGGUGGAGUACCACGGCCUGGACGACUUUCUGUGCUAGCAACACUCAGUCUGCGGCUAACUAUAUGCUCUCGGAAUUGACCGUGUUUAAUGUCGACUUCCCUCAAGACACAACCAGCGUCAAGUUCCGUGCUGUGCAAUGGAUUGUUACUGAGAUCCUGCUGGCACUGGCCGCUUUGCUGAAUUUCAUGCCGCCAAAAUAUUUCAAAUGGGUCUUUUACUUCUCGUCCGCGAUCGUCAUGCUGGACUUUAUCCUGAAUGUCAUCUGGCUUCCCAUCGGCACGGCCAACACUUGGGGAUUCCGGACUGCGGAAGAAGCUUUCAUGUCGACGUAUAAUGGUACCGGUGCUCCGCCUGGUUGGAACUGGUGUUUGUCCUACCUCGCGACGGCUGGUAUUCUGAUCGGAUUCGAUGCCUCUGGUCAUGUCGCUGAAGAGACCAAGAAUGCUUCUGUCACGGCGGCUCGUGGUAUCUUUUGGAGUACGGUUGCGAGUGGGAUCGGAGGGUUUGCUACCAUCAUUCUCUUCUUGUUUUGUGCGCCCGAUCCAGACACGCUCUUUUCGUUCGGCUCGCCUCAACCGUUUGUUCCUCUCUAUGCCGUUGUGCUUGGAAAGGGUGGUCACAUUUUCAUGAACAUUAUUUGUGUCGUCGCACUGUGGCUGAACACGGCCAUCGCAAUCAUCGCUGCUUCUCGCUUAGUCUUCGCAGUCGCCCGUGAUGGAGUCCUCCCCUUCUCGGGCUGGGUAUCCAAGGUGAACAACGGCCAGCCUCGGAACGCCGUCAUUGUGGUCUGGGCCGUUGGUGCCAUCAUCACCUGCACUCUUCUGCCCUCCGACGUGGCUUUCACUUCCCUCGUCUCUGCCGCCGGUGUACCCAGUGCAGCCGCGUAUGGCGUGAUCUGCCUAGCUCGACUCCUCUGCACCCCGAAACGAUUCCCCAAACCACAAUGGAGUCUUGGGCGCUGGAGCAAGCCGUUCCAGUUCAUUGGCGUCUUCUGGAACGGAUGGGUUGUUGCCAUCUUAUUCUCUCCUUACGAGUGGCCGGUCACCGGAGCGAACUUGAACUAUGCCCCGAUUAUCAUGGCGUCUGUGACUAUCUUCGCUUUGAUUUCGUACUUUGUGAUGCCUGAGGAGAACUGGCUGCCGAAGAACCGCAUUUCGCAUUUCAUUGACAGCAAGGGAGCUGCACAGGAGACGGUGAAUGAGGUUAGUCCGUCCGAAGGAGAGGCUACUGGUGGUGCAUCGCACAGUUGA